AAAUUACUCUUCCUUGUGUAUUAUUAAUAUAUAAUUAUCAUUAUUUAUUUUGAAUUGAAAUUUAAAAUUUUUAAAUCUUUUACGUUUUAUAAUAUAAAACUGAAAAUGCGUCCUAACCAUAAUGAAACGAUGAAAUACGCCAUCUAUAAUAAAUCUUGGAUGUCGCUUUCGUUACAAAUAAGGAAUGUUUGUUCUGGGAAAAUUAUGUUUUUUAAACAGAUAAUAAUACUGAAUCAUUAUUGAUAAAAAGUCUAUACAUAUCCAGUUUGAAGUUUAUAUCAUAAGAAUAUCAGUUACUGAUUAGUUUCGAACAUAAAACACGUAAAUGAUUAUGUUAACCUAAAUGUUGCAAGAGUAGUAUUUAUUUUAUAGCAAUACUUCUAAUACUUUAGAAGAUUUAAUAAUAACUGAAGCAUGAAUCGCGUUGAUUUGAAAGUAGUUUUACUGGGUAAUGCGGCUGUAGGAAAAACAAGCCUCGUGGAACGUUACAUAAACGAAAGAUUUAAUGAAAGUCUAUCAUAUCAAAAUACUAUAGGAGCUGCAUUUGCAGCGAAGCAAAUGCAAGUCAAUGGGAAAAGGCUUAUCAUGGGAAUAUGGGAUACAGCUGGCAGUGAAAAAUAUAAUGCUAUGAUUAAAUUAUAUUAUCGUGGUGCAAAGGCAGCUGUUAUAUGUUAUGAUAUUACAAAAUCAAAUACAUUUCAAAAGGCAAAAUUUUGGGUGAGAGAGCUUAGAGCUAUGGAAGAAGGCUGUAAAGUGUACAUUUGUGCUACAAAGAAGGAUAUCUUAGAGCAUGGUGCAGUUCCAUCUCCUGAGAUAGAUGUUGUUGAAACAUACGCUGCAGGCAUUCAAUCCAAGUUUUUUAUAACAUCUAGUAAAACUGGAGAAAAUGUUGCUGAAUUGUUUAAUGAAAUUGCCCAAGACUUUGCAUCUGACCCAGAUAAUUUACAAGAAUUAGAAGAAACAAUUGAGAUAAGUAACAAGUCCAAAGGUACAUAUUGUUGUCAAUCUUUCUAAAGUCAGUAUUAAGAAUUAUCAUAAUUCUUUCACCUUUAAUAUAUAUCACAUUACUUUGUGUAAGUAAAUAUUAUGCGUGUAAAUCAAUGCACGGUAUAUCGCAUCUUGACACAUUAAUAUACAUAACUUUAAGGGAAUCGUUAUUCCCUGCUGAAAGGAUUAUUUUUAAAUACAUUCAUAUUUUACAUUCCUUUAAUUUGUGCAUGUCUCAUCCAUUUAAAAAUUAAUAAAUAUUAGCCUUUAAAAAGUGUAGUACGUAUAAUAUUAUUAUUAAUAAUCAAAGUGUAAAAUACAAUUAUUAAAUGCUUCGUAUGUAUCUUGUGCCUUUCUUGAACGUGAGCAGUUUUAUUGCAACAUAAAUAGUGAGAUCUGUAAUAAAAGAUAUCAUAAUGAAUAGACUAUUGUUUCAGUUGAAAAGUAUUGAAAAGCUUAUUGUAUUAAUAACAUUAAUGAUUGAUAUGCAAUGUGUCAAACAAAGUACUGAUAUUAUUACCAAGGAUGAAAAUAAUUACCUCUUGUAGUAAAUUACAAUUUACUAAUGAACUUUGUAUAAUAAUAUUAUAUUAAUCCUUUCUUAACACUAUAAAGAUAAAUUUGAAAUGCAACUUUCUCUAACUUUCUCGUAAACGCCGAAGAAUAUGAAUCCGCUAAGAGUAAAACCACCCACUCUUGGUGUAAAACCAGCAAAAAGUCUAAAGGUAUUUGUCAACAAUUACUAUUUAUGUUUAUAAAAAUUGGUUACUGUGAAAAAUAUGAUUCGCUUCAUACCCUUUAAUACCACAUUCUCGAUAAAUCCUUCUUAACAUUGUAAAUAUCUUUACUUCGUCUUUUCCUGCCGAUGCGUUCGAUAACAUUAUUCUAGUUUUCGCAACAUCCAAAGGCGUUGUCACAAUCGCGGAUACAGCGACUAUAAAAAUCAGUGUUAGUGUAAGUAAUUAUAUUAAAUCAUUUGUAACUUAA
Osmia lignaria (orchard mason bee) is the source of this 1974-nucleotide messenger RNA. RefSeq names its product ras-related protein Rab-24. Lineage: Eukaryota; Metazoa; Arthropoda; Insecta; Hymenoptera; Megachilidae. The record is from RefSeq and is a predicted model, not a curated record. Gene Ontology annotation, molecular function: GTP binding; GTPase activity.